UAUAUGAUUUUUUUGAGUUCUGCAUUGAGAGUGAUCGGGACAUAAAAUAGAAAUAAGUGAUGACGCUUCGAAAAACAGUGUCCCGAUCAAAGUUCGUAAAAACCAGCUGUGGAAAUGCGUAGACAGAAUUUUACAGAUAGCGAGGGAAGUACUGAACUACACAGGGCUGCUAGAAAUGGUCUGCUGGAAAACUUGAAGGCUCUCUUGCAAACUGAUGUACAUCCCAAUGCAAGGGACAAGAGGGGCAAAACUCCCCUUCAUGAGGCUUGCUCUCAUGGGCAUGAGGAAUGUGCAAAGGAGUUGUUGGAUAAGGGCUCGAUAAUAAGUCCACACAAGACUAAUGGAUUCACUCCAUUGCAUUAUGCCGCUGCAGGAGGCCAUACUUCUAUUGUUCGCUUGCUUAUCUCAAGGGGAGCAAAUGUAGAUGAUACUGACAACAAAGGAGAAAGACCGCUUGAUCUUGCUGCUCGUAUUGGAUCAUUUUCAACUGUUGAAACUUUGUUGUUAAGCAAGGCAGAUGUGACUUGUAAAACAAAGAAUGGCCGGAGCAGUGUUCAUACUGCAGCGCUUAAUGGGCAUGUAGAAGUGUUGCAACUGCUUCUCAAUUUUGGGGCUAGCCCAGUAACAACAGAUAGUGGUGGUAGCCAACCAAUUCAUGAAGCGGCUGCUGGUGGGCAUGUUCUGUGUUUGAAUUUGCUUUCUACAUCUGGUGCAGAUAUCAAUGCUAGAGAUGGUUGUGGUUGCACACCAUUACAUCGUGCAGCUAUGGGGGGGCACAUUGACUCAGUUUCAUGGUUAAUACAGAUGGGUGGAGAUGUGGAAGCAAAGGAUGACAAUGGUUCAACACCUUUAUACUUGGCAGCAAGCAGUGGUCAUGCAAAUGUGAUUAGUAUGCUAGUCAAAGAAGCUGGAGCUGAUUCCUCAUUGGAAAAUAUACACCGAUCGCCACUUCAUGUAGCUGCUGGACGGGGAUACAUAGAUGCAUGUAAAGUGUUAUUGAGUUUUGGUGCUGAUAAAAAGGCAAAAGAUAAAGAUGGUAGAACUCCAUUUGAAGUUGCUAUGUCAUGCAAUCAAAUUGAGGAGGUUCAGAGGAUAUUAAGUGAAGAGUAAAGAUCUGCAAAAAGAAGUAUGAUGAUAUCAAGAUUUAAGUCUUAAAACUCAUUCCCCUAUUUUCUUAUUUCUUUACGGUUGUAUUAACUGUCACUCUCAUCAUUUCUGAUGUUAUGUGCACUUGCAUUUCUACUUUGUGUAGGUGCAGAUGUACGUUUGUAUUUAUGUUAUAUAUAGUUCUUUUAAAAUUGACUCAUAAAAGCCUAGUUUGGAUUAUGACUUUGUUAAUCCAUAUACUUGAUGUAAUUUAGGAAAUUAGUCAUAAAGUUUGUACAUGUAUAUUUGAAAAUUGAAACU
Messenger RNA from Cryptomeria japonica (Japanese cedar), 1407 nucleotides. RefSeq lists its product as uncharacterized. The coding region runs from base 115 to 1110 and encodes 331 amino acids. Gene Ontology annotation, molecular function: protein binding; transcription cis-regulatory region binding. The transcript is spliced from 8 exons. Gene Ontology annotation, cellular component: cytoplasm; nucleus. The record is from RefSeq and is a predicted model, not a curated record. Lineage: Eukaryota; Viridiplantae; Streptophyta; Pinopsida; Cupressales; Cupressaceae. Gene Ontology annotation, biological process: innate immune response; positive regulation of transcription by RNA polymerase II.